UUGGUAUUUCGCCAUAGUUUCAAGCAGUUCAUAAUGAGAUAUCGUAAUGCCCCAUGCUUUCACCCACACCAUUCUGGUAGCCGUUCUCGAUAUGCAAAGAUACACUUCCAGUCCACCCCUCUCAAGGUUCUACAAUUGCAUGAGAGAGAAGAUCUAUCUGAUGAUUUCUUUUCACUUGUAAUGGGACCUUCGUCUGAGGUGUGCUCUUACAAUGGAUGCAUUGUUAAUGAGGUACGAUUUCACACUAUAGAGCGUGAUAAUGGUCGAGUUACACAAAAUAGUGGAGUCCUUGUGGCCGAGGAAAUAAGUGGUAAUGGAAGUUUUGACAACAAUUUCAACGUUGUCUUAAAUGAUGUCCUAGAUUUCUAAUAUGCUAAUA
Benincasa hispida (wax gourd) is the source of this 379-nucleotide messenger RNA. Lineage: Eukaryota; Viridiplantae; Streptophyta; Magnoliopsida; Cucurbitales; Cucurbitaceae. The record is from RefSeq and is a predicted model, not a curated record.